AAGUCACGGGCCACGUCGUCUUCACGGCUCUCCGACACAAAAGCCCGCCACCCGCCACCCGCUUCCGCUUCUCCUCCACAUUUUUAUUUUUGUUGCUGCGCGUGCGGUGUCGGUCACAGGUCCGCUACCUUUCUUGCGAGCCUCAUCUUCAGCUGCUGUAACUUUCAGCAUCCUGCCUUCCGUCUACCAUGGGAUGCAGGCGGCGAGCGGGAGGGUGAGCACUGCAGCAGGAGGUAACAUACGGUUCGUGUCCUGGUGCAGCUGCAGGACAGCGGGAACUCCACAGCUUCCUCCCCACACCUCAGCAGCGGGGUUGCCGAGAACACCCGUCCCCUCAACCUGGUGACACCUACCCUGUAUAACAGUUCACGAAGGACUUUUGACUUGUAGCUCAUCGUCUUGUAUAUUUAAAAGAGCACGGAGGAGUGGUUUAACUAAUGUCAAAAGGAAAUAAAGUCGGGUGGUUGCAUUCCGUGUGAAGGGGAAAAAUCACAGCGGUAAGAUACUGGCAGCCUACUCACCUUAUUCAUACUGGCAGCAAAUUAUACCACGGAGUGUACCCGGCUUUUUUUGUGAACCUGUUGAUGUAAAAACAUGCUUAAUGCGAAAUGUCAACGCGUUUUUCAAGGAGAGGAGUUGGCUUAGAAAAGAACAUUACUCUUCGUGUUUUCUAUUUUCAAACUGAAGGAGGGGCGUGUCGAACGGGUGUGCUAGGUAAGAGCAGCUGUGUUGAGUUUCAUUGACUACUUCGAGAAGGACACCUGUAGUAUUUUAGAUGAAGAUGACCAGGAUCUGACUAGGUGUGUGCCGAUGACAUCAAGGUGAUCGAUUAUGUGCUGUAGUGAUCGUGUGAUCGGCUGUAGUCUUGGUGACAUCCAGGUGGUCGACUGUGUCUUCACCGCCACGCCAUAGGAAACCGGAAGCUGACUUCACAGGCGUUGAGGGUGAUAAUAACAGAGAGGACAAGUCCGUCGUCGGCGACGAACUAAUUCCGAGAUUUACCACGGGAGGCGGAGCUGCCAACCAUUCACCACGCUUGUUUGCAAACGGGUGCUCGGGACUCACCCGGGGUAGCUAUAGAUGAGGAGGACGGCCAGGAAUGGUGGGACCACGGACCAGGUACCCAGCGUGGUCACGGGACAUCCUAUGGCGCACCGUCCUGCAGUUGUUGCUGCUGCUGCCUCUGCAAGACAGUGCAGCGAGUCAAGUGGGGUGCGCGGAUGGUACCCAGGAGGGUCUGGGCGGUCACGCUCGGCUAGCGGCCUGCGCAGGGACGUGGGAGGGUCACGUGCAUAACGCCUCCACGUUAUGCGCACCUGGUUGGCGAGUGUGUUCUUGGUACGACCACACCUUGCUGCGCACCAUCACCUGGAAGAAUGCUACCUCCUUCCCAGGAUGCUUUGCCUACAACGCCGCACAAGAUGGCGGACGCUGCCGGGAAUGUAGGGACGAUCUGGAACACGAUGACGUGGCGGGGGUGGGCAAGGACUGCGCUCACCAGCACCGCGGCCAGUCCUCCUGCAUCGCCGGCGGCCGCAUCGAUGCCAGCUGCUGCGUCGACGCUCACUUCCAGCGCGCAUGCGCUUUCCAAGCUUCUCUUAUGACAGGUGUUCUCUGCUGCCGCAUGCCAGUGAAGCCGCCGGUGAUCGUUGUGAGACCCCCGGAGCGCAUGAACGUCUACACUGGUUUCAUCUUCCUCCUCAACUGCCAGGCGACCGGCACGCCCCCGCCUCGAACUCAGUGGUACAAAGACGGCCAGCAGCUGUCCAGCAACAACCUCAGAACCACCGCCCUGUCGUCAGGCGACCUGCUUGUCACCCUGGCGAGGAAGUCCGACACCGGCCUGUACACCUGUGAAGUCAUCAACGAAGAAGGCGUUGACAUGGCCAGCUCCUUUGUCAGCGUCUUGGAGUAUACGUCUGGUUGCGCAGACGACAGUACAGAGGGUUUACAUCUCUUCCGAGACAUUCACGCAUGCGCAGGACGCUGGGAAGGGCACGUGCGCAACGGCAAGGCCCUGUGUAAGCGUGGGUGGCGCGCCUGUAACCCUAAGGACAAAGACUUUCUGGAGCUGUUGACGUGGUCGGACAUCUACGACUUACCCGGAUGUUAUGCUUACAACGGCGCCAGCCGCCAUGGUCAAUGCCAAAAAUGCAAGAACGAUAAGAUGGCGGGCGUUGGGCGUAACUGUAUGUGGAUGCGCCACACCCGACCCUCCUGUUUGUCACGUGGUCGGGUGGAUGUCCUGGACCCUCGCAACGGCACAGGUUGUAAUUAUGUCGAUGGCGUUACCUCGGGGGUGCUGUGCUGCAGGCGGAAAAGCAAGAAGACAGGAAAGAACUCUGUGUGCAAGCCCGAGUGUGAAAAUGGUGGAACAUGCAUUGGUCCCAACAGAUGUCAGUGUGCCUCCGGCUACAAAGGCGCCCGGUGUCAGAAUGCCAUCUGUGAGCCGGACUGUGGCACAAAAGGCAUCUGUAUCAAGCCCAACAAGUGCAGAUGUCACCAUGGUUACAGUGGCAAACUGUGUCGACAAAAGGUCAACAAGUGCCAACAGCCAUGUCUUAAUGGCGGCCGGUGCCAGCGUGGAAAGUGUAAAUGUCCGGCAGACUACACGGGUGGAAGCUGCCAGCAUGCGACUCAUCAUGAUCUCCUCUCUAGUUUAAACAGAACAGAGAGAUAGGAGCUGUGUGGACAUAGACCUGGAGCAGCUAUGUGACUGAGGUCCCUCCUGCUGUAUAUAUAUAUACAAUGGAAGUAGCAGUACUGAUGUAACACUGCCAUUUCUUCUAGUUUGUUUGUGGUUUUACACCGUCGCUUGUGGAGAAGAGAAAGUCAGAGGACAUUGCCCACAAACAACUUUCAUAAAGACUCAACCCCUGGUUAGAAUCAUGAUGGACCAGACCUGGUUAACUGUGUUUACAUCAAACUCCUAGGAGUGAUGCUGCCACGAAUGAGCUUUUCUUGCCUGAACUUGUUGUCGGCAAGACAUUGAAUCCAUUCAAGAGGACAAUGGCUGGCAUGGACAUGAAGCUUGGAUGUGCUUGUGAUCCUCAGUCUGACAAUUACUGUGCUGAACACACAGCAAGUCUACGUAUGGUACUGAUUAGAAUCAGACAUUACAAAGACCAAUCCUUCAUUAAGCACCAGCGCCUUCUAUGACUGAGAGUUCAUGAAUGGCAGAACAGAAAUAUCAAUGAAGAUCGUGCAUACAAGACUCAGCCAAAUGCAGCUCAGAUGUGUGAGAUCUUCUGUUUAAAUGUGUUCAAACUUGGCGAUAUUAACAUUGAACAACAUUUUCUGAUCGUGUGCAGACAUGUUACACUCAGACUUGCCAGGAGUUGUCUCACCUGUAAUAUCUUGAUUUUUCCCUGGACCGUCACAGACUGUCGCUGCCAGACAUUACCCAAGCAAACUGAAGAAUUCGAACAUCGCUAAUAAAACUUUCGUUGGAGUCGUACAGGAAUGUAUAUAUAUAUACAAGAACAUAGGUAUGGUACAACAACUACAGCGUGGGGCCUGUACAACCCUUGUGAUUGUGGGAACUCUGCACGGUGUAGUUGUCUCCCGCUUCCGUUCUUGUUUCACCUGCUUGUUUGAACACACACAAAUAUUGCUACAGGUAUUGAGAGUGAAUCUUUCAAGAAUGGACUAUGUAUCUGUAUAAUGCGUCUAUGCGUGACAAUAAUAGUGUGUAUGUGUGUGUGUGUGCGCCCUCGUGGGUACUGUGUUCCUGCGUGUGCCUGUGUCAGGGCGAGGGUGAGAGAGGUAGAAUACCUUUGUCCUCAGACUCCAGUUCUGCAAAGAUCCUUUCGAAAGUGUUUAAUAUUUUGAAAUACUGGUAGUUCUUAGUUUCUAUCGAAUGUCAUUUUUAUACCUUUCCAGUGUCUACUAACACGUUUAGUCCUACGUUUAAAAAGAUCGAAAAUAUUAUCAAUACCUCGUGAGAUUUUUUGAAUCACUUAAGGGUAUUUACUGUUUAUUUGUAUAAUUGUUAAAUUCUUCUUCGAUUUCAUGCAUGAUAAACCUUAUUUAAAUCCUGUUAAGGAUAGCCUUUAGACCCUUUCGCCUUAAGUUACCGAUAGUCAGCCUUUUCAAUGAGCACAAAGGCAUAAAGAAAUUUAGGGACAUAAAUGUGGUAGUAAGGUCAUUUAAAAUUCUCCUGAGUCUACUCUGAAAUGUCUAUUGCAAUUACGAUUCACAUCUUUAAUUUUUAAAUCGCACGUUCAGUAGAUAAAUCUUGUACAUAAGCAAAUCCAGCUUUUGUUACAUUGUGUUGUUGACUGUCGAUUUGUUGGUAGAGUCUGUAUAUUGAGCUCGCUUUCUCACAAUGCGCUCUACACACUUUAUUUGCACUAGCAACGCACAAAAUUGUAUACACAAAGAAGGUUCAAUUGAUAUCACACAAAACAUCUAAAGCUAAGUCUAGUUCUACAGAGUACAGGUUAAGUACACUGCGACAUUUAGUCAAGUUAAACAAUGUAAGAGUGAGGAGCACAUAUCACCAUUAGUAUCAUUUUAUGAUGGUAAAUAAGCUCCCCUCAAGUUCUUUUUACGAAUGAAGUAAACACAGAACAGUAAAAUAAUGAAGCAUUCGUGGAACAUCAUAAACUAUUGAAGAAACGCAUUAUACAUAAUAAAAAUGUGUAUAAUUUUUUGAACUUUAUUUAUUGUAUAUGUAUCGUCAUCAACAUUUUGGGACCGUUUAAAUGUAUUCAUGUUGUAUAUUCAUGUUUCCCCUUGUUAUGACAUUUCACCUUUGCUGCGUAGUAAAAACUAUAUUUGUCCUUAUGUUGGAGAAAACAAAAACCUAAAUAAUAAAAAAGAUUUACUUUGUCAUAGGCAUUGAUGUUGUUUUAGAUGAAAAGUUUAAAUCUGAUCUGACUUUAUUACUAUCCUGCACAGUAUUUGUGACAACCUUUCUGGCUCUUUUCUCUUGUUACAAUAAGAGUAGAUAUACAGUGAUUCUGGAAAAUAAUCUUUGUAAAUUAUCCAGAAAAAUCCGUCUGUUAGAACCUUGACCAUCGGUCAAUUUGUAACAGUAGGAGUAAUGCUUUAAUCAGCUGAUACUCCUAUUAUUUAGCAAUGAAGUUUGAUGUCCAUGGAGUUUGAUAAAGGCAUCACAACCGACUGAUAUCAGAAAUUGCUGUGUAUUUACUGAAACACUCCGUCCUCUCGACAGUGGUGAGAUGGAGCAGAACAUUGUAAACAUCUUUACGCAACGACUUUAAUUAAGAUUCGAAGUCCAUUAACUCUUGGAUUCGAUAUUUCUGUCUAGUACUCAUCCUAUGAUUAUAACUCCUAGUACUGCACCGAAGUAUAAUGUUCAUAUUUUUGAAACCUUUUGGUGGGUGGGUUGUAGUUAUGUUGUGUAAUUAUUCAUUGCAGCUUUAUACUUUGUUGAUGCACAUAAACAGUGAGUUCUACAGGCUGCACUAUUAAUUAAAAAAUUAAAAAGUCAGAACAAGUCGAUGAUCUGUAAAACAUAAACAUGCACUAGAAGUAAAUGCUUUGUAUCUGGCACUGAAUGAUGCUCACACUGGAAACUGCCACAAACAGUUGUGUCCUGUCCACAUCCGUGUCAACAAAAUGACGAGCGUGGGCAUCUGUAAUACUCAACCUUUACCCUUUGAACUCUUUUUUAAAUUAUGAACAAAACUUAAUUCUGUCAAUUCUUGAGCAAUGUGUGUCAUUUCACGAAAGUGUGAAGUGGAUUCAAUGUUUGGAUGCACUGUUUCCUUCAGAAGUCUUCAUUUUUGAAAGUCAGUUUAACGGUUAAUGUCAUAACUUUGUGCAGUAAAGAUCUAGACGAAAUAAAUGUUGUAUACAUUUU
This is a messenger RNA of Pomacea canaliculata, 5830 nucleotides long. RefSeq names its product hemicentin-1-like. Bases 1100 to 2680 code for a protein of 526 amino acids. Lineage: Eukaryota; Metazoa; Mollusca; Gastropoda; Architaenioglossa; Ampullariidae. The record is from RefSeq and is a predicted model, not a curated record. The transcript is spliced from 11 exons.